Entelurus aequoreus (snake pipefish) is the source of this 1277-nucleotide messenger RNA. RefSeq lists its product as uncharacterized. The record is from RefSeq and is a predicted model, not a curated record. NCBI's taxonomy places the organism in Eukaryota, Metazoa, Chordata, Actinopteri, Syngnathiformes, Syngnathidae. Bases 60 to 491 code for a protein of 143 amino acids. The transcript is spliced from 3 exons.
UGCUCCCAAAAGUGGCACCGAGAUCUCCAGCUCUGAAACUGUAGCAAAGGACCCGGUAAAUGAGAGCUUCUCACUACAUGCCCCGUGUUGCAUCCAUGACUUUGCACACCUGGCUGCUGUACGGGCUUGGAUUUAUCUCAUCACUCUGCUUGACACAAGUGGAGGGUCUGCAGUGCUAUGGCUGCAACAUCAUCCAGGGCCAGCGCUACGUGGACGUGGGCUGCUCCAACCCGGAGGUGCUCACCUGCACCCACUCACACAAGGGCUUCAAGCACCGCUUCUGCAUCAAGACAGAGAGCACUGCACUGGGCAUCGUCCUGACCAGCGGCUGCGCCACGUCCAGACACUGCCAGCAACAGGAGCUGCCGGGCGUCCGCAUCCACUGCUGUGACUCGGACCUGUGCAACAGCGCCCCCUCCCGGAGCCCGCACACACUACUCCAGUGCGCCUGCGCGCUGGGCAGCCUCCUGAUGCGGAGGUUGUGGCUGUGACGGGAAAGAAGGGGACACAAACUCACUGUGUGUAUUUAAAAAAACAAACAAAAAAACUGUCACGUCCUCACUCACUUGACAUUUCAUGUCAAGGGUCGAACGGAUUGUAAUGAAAUCCGGUAACAACUUUGCGAAUGCUGGGAGAAAAGCUUUCACUAUUGUUUUUGUUCUUGUAUGAUUACACAAAAAAUAGUUUAAAAAAUGUCCACACGACGACAGGUAUGAGUGCAUUUAGGAAAAAGGUGCAUAUUUAUUUUCACCUUUUGUUUCGUCUUUUGAAGCGGUAGAAAAUGGAUGAAAAAAUAGCACAUAGGCAUUCAGGCUGCAUUCAAUACAACUGGGAAAUCCGAGCUUUACAUGCCUCUGAUAGGAAAAAUGUGUCAAAGUCAAAAGGUAUUACUCAAACUUUUUUUAUUUUUUUAUUUUAUAAAUCUUUAUUUAUAAACUGCAACAUUUACAAACAAUCGAGAAAUAAUACUAAUCAAAAUAAGUACAAAAACAGUACAAAUCAGCGCCAGGGGGUUGUAAACUCAAUAAAGUAACUAAAAUACAAUGCAAAAUAAAUAUAUAUAACAAAGUUCAGUAAAUAAUUUUAAUUUGGAACACAGCAUCAUCGUUUUCACAGCUUUUUGGUUGUUAGAGGUAGAGAGUGUUUUAACGUAGAGUUCUAAUUAUUUUUUUAAAGGCACAAAAAACAGGUCGGGUAUUGACAAACUUACAUUUAUGAAUAUAAAACUUAGCUAAUAGUAUAAUGAGGUUGCAAAGGUAAAAUUCCUUUUCAAACUU